Molecule: messenger RNA, 1474 nt
Organism: Sabethes cyaneus
Lineage: Eukaryota; Metazoa; Arthropoda; Insecta; Diptera; Culicidae
Product: AH receptor-interacting protein
Exons: 3
Coding region: 81-1037 (318 amino acids)
Molecular function (GO): peptidyl-prolyl cis-trans isomerase activity; protein binding
Source: RefSeq, a predicted model, not a curated record
CAAUUAUUGAGAAUCUAAAGAAAGUUAAUUAAUAGCUGCUAUUCGUUAGUUGAACCGAAGAACGGACUUCGUAUAAUAGAAUGGAUCCUUCAAUAGACGAUGCGAAAAUUGUCAAGGAAACACUGCACGCUGGUAGCAAAGUGAUACCAUUCCAGGAUGGAACGAAAAUUUGCUUUCACUAUCAAACGACAAAACUGGAUGGAACAGUUUUGGACGAUAGCCGCAAGCUGGGAAAACCGAUGGAACUGGUGCUCGGUAAAAAGUUUAAGCUGGAAGUUUGGGAAGUUUGCGUCCAACGAAUGGCGUUACACGAAGUCGCCCGAUUUCGGUGUGAUCGAUCUCUGGUGCAACAGUAUCCGUUUGUGUCGAAGACAAUUCGAGAUUCUCUGAAGCCAGCUGACCAGCGAAAGCACUGCUGUGGAAUGACAAUUCAAAAUGAGGGAAUCGGAUAUAAGGAUUUGGAUGAGAUCUUCAACGAGCCGCAGGAUUUGGAGUUUGUGUUGGAAAUUUUAUCAAUCGAAAACCCUGAGGAAUAUCAAAAGGAAUCAUGGCAGCUAAACGAUGACGAAAAGCUAGAGCAGGUGAAAAAACUGAGAGAAAAGGGAAAUGAUUGCUACGCUAGAAGAGAUUUUACAGGAGCGAUGGAAGCCUAUUCCUACGCAACCGGGCUCGUGGAACAGCUGAUGUUGAAAGAAAAACCCAACGAUACGGAGUGGUUAGAGCUGGCAAAGCUUAAAGUACCUCUACUGCUUAAUUAUUCCCAAUGUAAGCUACUGGAUCAGGAUUAUUAUGCGGUAAUAGAACACUGCAGCGAAGUGCUUGAAAAGUACGACAAAAAUAAUGUGAAGGCACUGUUCCGACGGGCAAAGGCCCACGUUGGUGCGUGGAAUCCAAACAAAGCAAAGGAUGACUUCGAGCGAACAGCUGAAUUAGAUCCGGCCCUAGCAAAGGCCGUUGCAAGGGAGUUGAAAAAUUUGCAGGAACUGAUACGCGUGAAAGAUGUCGAGGAUAAGUUGAAAUUUCAGAAAAUGUUUUGAGUAGGUGCCUUUAGGUGCCUUUUCGAUAACUGGGUAUAUUUUUCUGGGCUGCUUAACAAGGCUCUCGAUAUCUUAGCAUAGUCAAACAGAAAAUAUAGGUCAAAAAUUAACUUUUAUUAUCCAGCAAAUAUGUUAUGAAUUCAUAAUUGCUUACUGAAGAUCAACUAGAUACCUGUAGACAUUAAAUGCCUAUUUUAUGUUAGGAAACCGUACUUAUUUACAUUGCUACUUACGUUACAUUAAAAUUCUCUCAAGCCCAGCUAAUGAACUGAUUCUGUAUCAGCAAAUCAUUAAGACUAGCGUACAAAUGUUUUAAACUGAAUGUGUCUUCUGGCUAUAUGUAUGAAUAUGGAUGUAUGUCAUUAGUUUUGUUUGAAAAUUGUGCAUGUAAUAUAUUACUUGAUUUGUAGAUUUAAUGUAUGUAAUGGUAAUUAUUA